GUCGUUUAUCAGAUAACAGGGCUUUCUUUAUUUCCCUAAAUAGAAAUAUUUGGGGGGGGGGACUAAUUGCAAAAUAUGUGAAUUUCACACACAAGAAACAUAGCUGAGGAGGAAAUAACUCACUUGUCACUUAUACUUAAACUUUGAUCUGGCAGAUCUGGUUUCCUUGCAGACAAGAAGAUAGAAGUGUUUCAUAGGGCUGUUUUUCUAGUUAGCAUUGUUUUAAUUUGAUCUUAAUUCUCAAGAUAAAAUUAAUAAGCUCUGGUAGGGCAAGUUAGAUUACUGAGUAAGGAAAAUAAAAUGUGGUAAAUUGUAGCGUUAUAAAGCAGGAUCUACAGAAUCAUAAAAUAGUAAUCACAGAAUAUAAAAAUUGUAGGAAAUGGAUCCUAAACUAUAGAAUCCUUCCUGUUCAGCAAUUUUGUUAACAAAUGUGAAAGGAUGAUGCCCAAACCCAAGGGCUUUGAAUUUUGGAAAAACACACUGAGAGAGGCCCGUUUUGUGGUUGCUCCCAUGGUGGAUCAAAGCGAAUUGGCUUGGAGACUGUUAAGUCGCCGUCAUGGGGCCCACCUAUGUUAUACUCCUAUGCUGCAUGCUCAGGUCUUUGUCAGAGAUGCCAAUUAUCGUAAGGAAAACUUGUAUUGUGAAGUGUGUCCUGAAGACAGACCUUUAAUUGUACAGUUCUGUGCCAAUGAUCCAGAAGUGUUUGUCGAGGCUGCCUUGUUAGCUCAAGACUACUGUGAUGCAGUAGACCUGAAUCUGGGGUGUCCUCAGAUGAUUGCAAAAAGAGGUCACUAUGGAGCAUUCCUGCAAGAGGAGUGGGACCUUCUCCAGAGAAUGAUUGCAUUGGCUAAUGAAAAGCUCUCUGUACCUAUUACAUGCAAAAUCCGUGUUUUCCCAGAAAUUAGUAAAACUGUGAAAUAUGCUCAAUUACUGGAGAAAGCUGGUUGUCAACUUCUAACUGUCCAUGGGCGCACUAAAGAACAGAAAGGACCUCUUGUUGGUGUGGCUUCCUGGGAGCACAUACAGGCUGUGAGAAAGGCUGUAAAAAUCCCUGUUUUUGCAAAUGGGAACAUUCAAUACCUCAAAGAUGUGGAAUGGUGUAUUCAGAAGACAGGAGUUCAGGGCGUGAUGAGCGCAGAGGGCAAUCUUCAUAAUCCCGCUUUAUUUGAAGGAAGAAAUCCUGUCGUCUGGGAGGUGGCUGAGGAAUACCUACAAAUAGUACAGCAAUAUCCUUGCCCGUUGUCCUAUGUCAGAGCUCAUCUCUUCAAACUUUGGCAUCACACGUUGCAAGUUCACCAGCAACUACGUGAUGAAUUAGCAAAAGUGAAAACACUGGAAGGACUCGUGGCUGUCAACAGGGAGCUGAAGUUGCAUUGCCAGGAAGAAAUAGCGCAUUUGAAGGAAGAAGAGAAGCCAAAGGGAGGAUUACCUUUCUUUCACUGGAUUUGUCAGCCAUACCUAAGACCAGGGCCUAAGGAAACGUGCAACAAAAAUGCCCCACCUGUCAUAGAAGGAACUACUCGGGGGAAACGAGCUCUGGAGGAUGAAGAAGAUGGGAACUCUGAUUCUCUCUCAAAAAACAAACAAAAGAAGAAAUUAAGGAAUCCCAACAAAAGCUUUGAUCCCUCAUUAAAACCUAAAUAUGCAAAGUGUGAUCAGUGUGGAAAUCCAAAGGGUAAUAAGUGUGUAUUUAAUCUGUGUCGAGGCUGCUGUAAGAAAAGAGCUUUCAGAGAGACAGCAGAUUGUCCUGGUCACGGUCUGCUUUUUAAAACCAAACAUGAAAAGUCUAUUUUGUGGAAAAGUGGUCAAUCCCAUAUGGAAAAUAUUAAGCGGACAACACAGCAAGGUGAGGUGGAGGAAACGAUGUUGCUGAAAGAGGCUAUCAAUGGUGUGGCAUGAAACCUUGGAAAGCCUUCCUGGAUCUUCUGACUGCCCUCCCUCCUCCCUCCCUGGGCCAAAGAAACCUCUGCUUCCAGAACACAGCUGUUGACACCACAAGGCCUGUUUUAAAAUUAAUGACAAAUUUUACUUAAGAAAAAGUUACUUUCUCAGGGAAAAGUCCUGUAAUGGAAAUAAAAGGAUGCAAUUAAAGUUUUCACGCUGUGUUGAAAAGACUGCAAAGACUGAGCCAGAAGUUCUGGCCUUACAAUGCUGCAUUGGAGACAUCUCUAAAGAUACGACCUGCCUGUUUUAAACUUUAUGUAUGGUUUUAAAAUUGGCAAAUAAACCUUUUAUAAAAGUA
Messenger RNA from Pantherophis guttatus, 2242 nucleotides. RefSeq names its product dihydrouridine synthase 1 like (gene DUS1L). Gene Ontology annotation, biological process: tRNA processing. Lineage: Eukaryota; Metazoa; Chordata; Lepidosauria; Squamata; Colubridae. The record is from RefSeq and is a predicted model, not a curated record. Gene Ontology annotation, molecular function: flavin adenine dinucleotide binding; tRNA dihydrouridine synthase activity.